AUGUUCAAAGAUUCAGAUUCACUUGUGCAGAGAAUGUUCAAAGAUUCAGAUUCACCUGUGGCAGGGAAUGUUCAAGUAUUCAUAUUCACUUGUGGCAGAGAAUGUUCAAAGAUUCAGAUUCACCUGUGCAGAGAAUGUUCAAAGAUUCAGAUUCACUUGUGCAGAGAAUGUGCAAAGAUUCAGAUUCACCUGUGGCAGAGAAUGUUCAAAGAUUCAGAUUCACCUGUGCCAGAGAAUGUUCAAAGAUUCAGAUUCACCUGUGGCAGGGAAUGUUCAAGUAUUCAUAUUCACUUGUGGCAGAGAAUGUUCAAAGAUUCAGAUUCACCUGUGCAGAGAAUGUUCAAAGAUUCAGAUUCACUUGUGCAGAGAAUGUUCAAAGAUUCAGAUUCACCUGUGGCAGAGAAUGUUCAAAGAUUCAGAUUCACCUGUGCCAGAGAAUGUUCAAAGAUUCAGAUUUACCUGUGGCAGGGAAUGUUCAAAGAUUCAGAUUCACCUGUGGCAGAGACUGAUUCAGCAUCAGUCGAUUUUCUUCUUAUCCAGUUUGGUGUGUCUGUUUUUACCUAUGACAAGAACAAAGCAAGAUAUAUUGCACAGCCAUUCAACUUCUACAUAUUCCCACGACCAAUGAACAGCCGACAUGCUCCAGAUAAAAUCUUUCUCUGUCAGAGUUCAAGCAUUGAUUUUCUCAUAUCACAAGGAUUUGAUUUUAACAAACUAUUCAAAGAAGGCAUCCCGUACCUCAUGCCUAUGGAGGAGAACUUACUUCGUGAACAGCUACAACAGAAGCAUGCAGUGGCCUCCACAUCUGACGACUCGUUUCGUAAGGUUGCUGCCAGUCCCUCACUUGUGUCACCACCAGCUAAGAUGUCAAAUAUACCGAUUCCAGAAGAAUAUAAGGAAUUCAUCGAGAACACAUGUCAGAAAAUCAAAGAAUUUAUUGAAGACAAAGACGCUGAAAAACUAGAAUUAGAUCCAUGUAAUGCUUUUCUUAGGAAACUUAUUUACCAAACGGCAAAAACUAAAUUUCCCACUGGAGUUUUUUUAGAUACACAGACAAGUGAAAAGAAAGUAAAGUACAUUGCUGUCGCAAAAGUGAAAGAGGACGAAAUAAAGAGAAAAGAGGAGGAGAAACAAAAAGCUGAAAUGGAUGAGUUGGAGGAUGCCGUCGCUUUUAGCAAAGUCAUCAAAUUAAUUUGUGAUAGCGGUAAACUGGUUGUGGGACACAAUAUGUUAUUAGAUGUUUUGCAUAUCAUACAUCAGUUUAUUUGUGAGGUUCCAGAGGAGCUGGAUGACUACAAGACAGUGGUCAGGUGUAUGUUUCCAAAAUUACUAGACACCAAGCUGAUGGCCAGCACACAGCCUUUCAAGGAUUUACUCAUUAAUACUGCAUUGGGUGAGCUUUAUCAAUCACUUGCUGGCAAACCAUUCAAAAGGCCGAAUAUUGAGAUUCCAUCAAAGUUUCCCAACUAUAAAAAAGAAACCAACUUGCUGCAUGAAGCUGGCUACGAUGCCUAUAUCACUGGUAUAUGUUUUAUUACUAUGGCUAACUAUCUGGGUACUUUUCAAGAUCCUGUCAAAGGACGAGUCUCACCAAACUCAUCUUCAAUCCAACCUUUCAUGAACAA
This is a messenger RNA of Saccoglossus kowalevskii, 1625 nucleotides long. Its product is annotated as poly(A)-specific ribonuclease PARN-like. The record is from RefSeq and is a predicted model, not a curated record. Gene Ontology annotation, molecular function: RNA binding; metal ion binding; poly(A)-specific ribonuclease activity. Gene Ontology annotation, biological process: priRNA 3'-end processing; siRNA 3'-end processing; nuclear-transcribed mRNA poly(A) tail shortening. Gene Ontology annotation, cellular component: nucleus; cytoplasm. Lineage: Eukaryota; Metazoa; Hemichordata; Enteropneusta; Harrimaniidae.